AUGACAGAAACAACCCCCAAAACAAACGACUACUACGCCCCAGCCUCCUUAUCCGUGGAAACCCCACCAACCUACCCUCCCACAUUAGACUCCCCACCAACCUACACAACCGUCGCCCACGCCCUCUCCACCCUCUCCACAGGCGACCCAGACGAAACAAUCCCCGUCCCCAUGAUAACCCGCACCCUCGCCUUCUCCCUCCACAACUACAACCCCUUCUCACGCAAACAAGGCAAAAUAUCCCAAUCCAUCAUAAUCCGGCAAAUGAAGCGCUCCUACUACAACGCGCACUACGCCAAAGACGCAGAGGGGAACUUUGUGGGGACGGGAAACCCGGCGCCGGAUCUGGGGUUGGUUUUCGUGCCGGGGAAGGGGAGUAGCGAAUGA
This is a messenger RNA of Alternaria viburni, 387 nucleotides long. RefSeq lists its product as uncharacterized. NCBI's taxonomy places the organism in Eukaryota, Fungi, Ascomycota, Dothideomycetes, Pleosporales, Pleosporaceae. The record is from RefSeq and is a predicted model, not a curated record. The coding region runs from base 1 to 387 and encodes 128 amino acids. The transcript is spliced from 2 exons.